AUGGUGGAACCCGUGGAUCCCCACUGGUUUCGUGAACAGGCGCCGUACACAACCUCACCAAUGUGGUUGAAAUGGAUGCAGGGCAACGCCGCCCACACCCCGGCACAAAUGAAAGCGAGAGGUGAAUGGGAUCACACCUCCCUACUCGGUAUGCCACUGCCGCUCAAUAUUAAGUACGAUGAAUUUUCCCUUAUUAAUGCCGACGAAAUCUUUUCACGUGACACCAUGUGGGUGGCUGCGCCGUGCUUCUUAGUAAACCCGGAGCGGCGUGCUUUAGAGGAGGCCGGUUAUUCACGUUGA
Trypanosoma rangeli is the source of this 300-nucleotide messenger RNA. Its product is annotated as NADH:ubiquinone reductase (H(+)-translocating). NCBI's taxonomy places the organism in Eukaryota, Euglenozoa, Kinetoplastea, Trypanosomatida, Trypanosomatidae. The transcript has a single exon. The record is from RefSeq and is a predicted model, not a curated record. The coding region runs from base 1 to 300 and encodes 99 amino acids.